UAGAAGAAAUGGGAGUCCAUGAAGAGUUUCAUGGAGGUCAUUGGACCCAAUCCCUUAGUCCUUCUAGAUUCUACUGGAAUCUUCCACACUCCCUGAUCAUAUACUCUCUCCGAUCGAGCCGACGAGYCCCAUCGGAGAAUCUCACUUCACCGCCAUUUCCGUCGCCUUCUACUCCGUCGCCGGUUCCCCGUUUCAUCUCUCAACGCAGGUCGCAACCGGAGAAAAUCGAAGAUGUUCGGCGUCGUCUUUCCUAAUCGAAGCUUUCCGAUGGACAUUUCAGCCUUCUCUCAGAUCGACACUUUCCAUUGGGUUCUCGACAUGAACACAUUCGUAGGUGAAGCGUACGAUCAAAUUCGUGAAAUGUGCAUAUUCUUGUUGAAUAGUUUCACUCUUCCUCCCGAUAAAGCCCUAGCUGUGUAUAUUCAGUCCCCUGGGUCUCAGUUUCUGUUCUGCGGUGCCGUGACCUUAGCCAGGCCCUCGGCGGUGCUCUCUCUUCCGUGGCCGGAGCCCGGCGGUCAGAUGCAGCUCAUGGCGGCCGAUUCGACCCCUCUCUCGGCGAAAAUUGGAGUUUCCGUUGAGGAUUUGGCUUCCCUGCCCUCGCUUGAUGUCACAGCCGAAAAGCGAAUCGAGCGUCUGGCUCUAAAAGUUGGAGAAAAUCUCUUUAAUUUCAUGCAAUCUUUCUGCGGUGUUGAUGGAUCUAAGUUGGUUGUGCCGAUGGAUAUCCUGGACAGAUGGUUCAAGAAGUUUCAGGAGAAAUCCAAGCGCGAUCCUGAGUACUUGAAGGGAUUCGUUUUGUAAGRUUGAAUUCYAUCCCUCAUUUUUUCGUGGGGGAGAUUUUUGAAACGUUGUGUUGUAGUAAUCUCUGUGUUUUACGAAUGGGGAAAUUUGAAUGUUCCUUCAAUCUAUGAUUCACUGUCCUCCUGUGCUUGAUAGUGUAUCAAUUUGAGAUAAAAGAAAACGGGCUUUCGCCAUUGCUGCAAAAGAGGAGCAGCUUUAGGUGACAAACUCAACUUUCUCAA
This is a messenger RNA of Momordica charantia (bitter melon), 1019 nucleotides long. RefSeq names its product hikeshi-like protein. Gene Ontology annotation, biological process: protein import into nucleus. The record is from RefSeq and is a predicted model, not a curated record. Gene Ontology annotation, cellular component: nucleus; cytosol. Gene Ontology annotation, molecular function: nuclear import signal receptor activity. NCBI's taxonomy places the organism in Eukaryota, Viridiplantae, Streptophyta, Magnoliopsida, Cucurbitales, Cucurbitaceae.